Messenger RNA from Colletotrichum gloeosporioides, 1578 nucleotides. Its product is annotated as Succinate--hydroxymethylglutarate CoA-transferase. Gene Ontology annotation, molecular function: catalytic activity. The transcript has 2 exons. Bases 1 to 1578 code for a protein of 525 amino acids. NCBI's taxonomy places the organism in Eukaryota, Fungi, Ascomycota, Sordariomycetes, Glomerellales, Glomerellaceae. The record is from RefSeq and is a predicted model, not a curated record.
AUGUGGAAGUCUGUUUCGUUCCAAGGCUCGCCGCAGACCAUCGCCCCUGGCCCACUCAAGUCUCCUGUCAUUGCUGCGGCACUGCACGCCAUGUGCGGAGUGGUUGCCAAUGAGCUCCUGGCUCUUCAAGACGGCGGCAGUCCUAUCCGCCAUGUUGGUAUCAAUACAGACCAUGCCGCAUUCUGGCUUGGGUGUGUUGGCAUGGCCAAGCGCAACGGGUCAACGGUCCGAGAGUUGGCUAAACGGGGUGAGCUCGCAGGCAUCUUCUCCAAGGACCUGGAAAAGGGCACGUUUGUAACGCCUUUGCGACUCCGCGCGACAGCCAACUAUCCGACCAAAGAUGAGGGAACCUGGUAUCAGCUUCAUGGGUCACUUGAUGCGGGCCCUGUGCUUCAAGCCGUUGGCCUGGACGUAGAGACCCCUUGCAGCGGGCUCGAUGAAGCCUAUGAGCUCAUCGGCAACCACGUGCGGAAGUUUGGUGCUCACGAAUUGGAGGCCAUCAAUAUUGAACGUGGCCUCUGUGGGAGCAUCUGCUAUACUCCGGAAUCGUGGAGGCAGACGCGGAUGAGCAAAGUCCUCUCCAAGCACCCUCUGGUGAACUACAGGUUGCAGUCACACGCCAUUCCUACUCCAGCGAUUCCGUUAACCCCGGGGCCCGACAAGCGACCUUUGGCCGGCAUCAAAGUGGUGGAAAUUGUGCGGAUCAUUGCAGGCCCAGUGAUUGGAACGACGUUGGCGGCACUAGGAGCCGACGUCGUCCGCAUCAACUGCAGCAGGCUGCCCGACUUUAAUUCCUUGCAACUCACGCUCAACGCCGGAGUCCGCACUUUGGAUAUUGACUUUGACAAAGAGGACGAACUCCAGCAUUUGCUCAGUCUCAUCCAGGACGCCGACAUCUUCGUCCAGGGCUACCGUUCAGGGUCCCUAGCCAGGAGAGGAAUGGGCCUCCACGACCUCUUGGAGAUGGCCGGGAAACGGGGCAAGGGCAUCGUCUACGUCGAAGAGAACUGCUACGGACCAGACGGCCCCAUGCACGAGCGCCCAGGGUGGCAGCAGAUAGCCGACGCCGCCUCUGGAUGUUCAUAUGUCACUGGAAGAAGUCUGGGUCAUACAGACGGCACCUGUGUAUUGCCGGCUCUUCCAGUCCCAGACAUGCUGACCGGCUUGAUUGGCGCAAUUGGGGCUAUGAUGGCCAUCAGAGACCGCGCCCGUCAGGGCGGCUCCUAUCACGUCUUCGCCUCGCUCAUGGCGGCAGCCGCAUUGCCCUUGCAGGCGGAUGUUGGACUUUACUCUCCUGAAGCUGUGAAGCAGUGCAAUGAAAGGUUCCAAUGGGGCGAAACUGGUCCCGAGCUGUUCGUCCUCGAGCUGCUGGAUGUUGUGCUUAAGGGAUGGGCCGAUGUGUUUCCUGAGCGCUUUGGGCCGGUAUCGCCAUGGUUUACCCAACUGGAAGGUGAAUGGGGCAAUUUCGAGCUGCUCAAACCUGUUCUUCAGCUAGCAACCCCGGAAGAAUCUCCGCACUGGUCUUCAGCUCCGGAGCCUAACUGUCACCAUGACAGCCUAUCACUAUCAUGGCUUUGA